AUGAGUUUUAGCAAAUUUAAACAGUGGGCAAAUGAAAAAGUAGGAACUAGCAGUAAAACACAAACUACUGAUGAAUUUCAAGAAUUACGACAAAGAACAGAUGCAAGGCACAUUGCUUUUGAUAAGCUUCAUGUCGUAACAAAUGUUUAUCUUAGAUCUAUAUCAAAGAAAAUUGAAUCAUAUGAUGGCAAAACAAAAAAUUUACCAAUUGAAACACUUGGAACUACAAUGAGAGUUUAUGGUGAAGAAAUCGGUAGUGAGGCUGACUAUGGAGUGGCAUUGGUGAAUUUUGGUACCGCAAAUGAAAAAAUUGCAAAUACACAAGUUGAAUACAUAUCAAGAAUUCGUGAAGAAUUUCUUCUGGGAUUAGAAGAUUACAUUAAAGAUUUAAAACAUUAUCAAGUAUUAAAAAAAAAAUUGGAAUCUCGUCGACUUGAUUAUGAUUCAAAAUUAAACAGAGUACAAAAAUCUAAAAAAGAAAAACCAGAACUUGAAGAAGAAAUGCGUGCAGCUAAAGAGAAAUACGAGGAUACAAUGGAUGAUAUUACUAAUAAAAUGUUAAAACUUGAUGAAUCAGAGGAUCAAUAUUUAAGAGAAUUGACUGCAUUCUUGGACGCUGAAUUAGAUUAUCAUAAAACAUGCUAUGAUAUUUUAAACGAUGUGAAGAAAGAUUGGGUUGAAAGCCCACCAAAAAGGAACGUACGUCAAAAAUCCAAAAGAAGGAAAGCCACAAGUGAUUCAAAUAAUUCAAACUCUGAUGGCGGUGAAGAAAAAAAUCGUCAUUCAGAUGAUGAUGCAAGCAUUCGCUCAUAUUCAAGUUAUAGUCGUUCCAAAGGAAAAAAAACAACAUCUCGUAGAACUUCAACUAUCCAAAAGAAUUCAAAAUCAGAUAAUCUAAGUGUACCUAAUAAACUCACACGUUCCAAAAGUGCAUCUUCUGAAUCUUCUUCAGUUAAAUCGUAUGACGCUAUAAAUAAAUCACAAUCAAAAAAAUCAGGCAAAUCUACUACCACCACCACUACCUCAUCAUCACCUACAUCUACAUCUAAAAAAAAACAAGUAAAGGCAUUAUAUAGUUAUGAGGGAACUGGUGAUGAUGAGCUUACUAUUGAGGAUGGUGAUAUUGUCACUGUUCUGGAGGAACAUGAAGGAUGGUGGAUUGGUGAAAUUACCGAUCCAGAUGGAUCGGUCAGGACAGGAAUGUUUCCUGCUAAUUAUACUGAAGAAAUCAAAUCUGAAGCACCAUCAAGAAACAAUUCUAAUAAUUCAAAUAAUUCAUACUCAUCUCAUCGAUCAUCACAAAAACCUACUCACAGUAACACACGAGAAAGUAAUGGUGACGAAUCGCCACCACGUUCUUUAUCUCCUCCAGUCAGCACACCUCCUAUACCAUCACGUAGCACCAAACCAUCUCCAUCACGUAACUCUAUCAUAUCUGGUUCUCAACAAUUGACUCGACAAAAAACAAACGAAUAUUCAUCAAUCGCGCCAAAAAUCACAUCCCCAACACCUUCCAUCUCAAGAGCUUCUUACAUUACUCAAGAACAUACAAAAAAAACCAAUUCAUCGCAAGAUUGUGGUCCUUGUCAAGAGUGUGGUUGUGAUGAUUUUAGUCCAAAUGUAUUCAAAAAAGAUAAUUGCAAUAAUUGUUUUCAUAAACAUUAA
This is a messenger RNA of Entrophospora sp. SA101, 1665 nucleotides long. NCBI's taxonomy places the organism in Eukaryota, Fungi, Glomeromycota, Glomeromycetes, Entrophosporales, Entrophosporaceae. The record is from the annotation of a GenBank genome assembly.